Molecule: messenger RNA, 1887 nt
Organism: Amborella trichopoda
Lineage: Eukaryota; Viridiplantae; Streptophyta; Magnoliopsida; Amborellales; Amborellaceae
Product: 7-deoxyloganetin glucosyltransferase
Molecular function (GO): quercetin 7-O-glucosyltransferase activity; quercetin 3-O-glucosyltransferase activity
Source: RefSeq, a predicted model, not a curated record
CACUCAUUUUUGGGCCUCAAUUUUCUUGAAUAUGUCCCCAUGUGCAGGAAUCCAAGAAAUGAAUCAUGUGUUCCACCUAACCCGGUUUCCUUGGAGUUAUAAAUCCCCCUCUCACUAGGUACAUGGUGUGAGCCAUCCAAUAAGCAGUGGAUCAAAGGUAUGGGCGCCCAACUUGAAGUGAAGCCUCAUGCAGUGUGCAUUCCUUACCCUGCACAAGGGCAUGUAAGCCCCAUGAUGCAACUGGCUAAGCUUCUCCACUCGAAAGGUUUCCACAUAACUUAUGUGAACACAGAGUUCAACCACAAGAGGCUCCUCAAAUCGAGAGGUCCCGACUUGUCGAAUGGCGUACCGGACUUCCGUUUCGAGUCCAUCCCGGAUGGCAUGCCUGAGACAGACCUGGAUGCUACCCAGGAUGUCCCCGAGCUUUCCGAUCAUAUUCGGACUUGCUUCUUAGCUCCCUUUCGGGAGUUGGUGCUGCGGCUCAAUGGCUCGGGGGAAGUGCCUAAAGUGACGUGCUUCGUCAUCGACGGAGUCACGAACUUUGCACAGCCCGUCGCGGACGAGCUAUGCGUCCCCAAAGUUAUAUUUUGGACUGCGAGCGCCUCCGGGCUAUGGGGUUACCUUCAGUACACUGAGCUCAUUGAGAGAGGUUAUGUUCCUCUCAAAGAGGAAAGCUAUCUAAGCAAUGGAUACCUAAACACACCUCUAGACUGGAUCCCAGGAAUGCCCGGAGCCCAGCUCAAAGACAUACCAAGCUUCAUUAGAACGACCAAUCCCGAGGACAUCAUGUUCAACUUCCUCAAAGAUGAAGCCCUGGCAUCCCUCAAGGGCUCGGCUCUCAUCUUAAAUACAUUUGAUGCGUUCGAGCAGACUGCCCUCAACCUCGUUCGCCCCAUCGCCCCACCCAUGUACACCAUUGGUCCCUUACCCACCCUUUGUCACACACUAGUCGACCCCAAACUCCUCUCCAUCGGCUCUAGCCUUUGGAAAGAAGACACAAGAUGCCUAGAUUGGCUUGGAAAUCAAGAAACUGCCUCGGUCGUGUACGUAAACUACGGCAGUAUCACCACUAUGACCCCAAGCCAACUGGUGGAAUUCGCAUGGGGGUUGGCUAAUAGCGAGGCACCCUUUGUUUGGAUCAUCCGACCUGACUUAGUUCAGGGGGAGGCCGCUUUGUUACCUAAAGAGUUCGUUGAGGUCACUAAGGAGAGGGGAUUUCUCGCAAGUUGGUGCAAUCAAGAGAAGGUGUUGUUGCAUCCCGCCGUCGGCGUGUUCCUGACACAUUGUGGUUGGAACUCGAUAAUGGAGAGCGUAUGCGGUGGGAUACCAGUGAUUUGUUGGCCAUUUUUCGCUGAACAACAAACUAAUUGCUGGUUUGCCUGCAAUGAGUGGGGCAUGGGCAUGGAGAUUGAGAAUGAUGUGAAAAGAGAAGAAGUCGAGGCACUUGUUAGGGAAAUGAUGCAUGGGGAGAAGGGGAAGGCCAUGAGGGCCAAGGUUAGGAGAUGGAGAGAGCUUUCUGAGAAGUCAGUUGAGGCGGGUGGGUAUUCUUCACUGAAUCUGGACAGAGUGAUAAAAGAGGUGAUGUUAAAACCGUGCAAACAGCUGGGGGAUGCCUGUUAAUGGCAUAUUGUGUUGAAAAUUUGGUAUCAAUUAUGAGUUUAUUGAAUAAGCUAGCUUAGCUAUGGUAAUUAUCUAGCUGUUAGGAUAAAGCUCGGAUGAUAAUAAUUAGAUGAGAUAAUAACAGUGUGUUUGUACCUGAUUAUGCAUUGUUGUGAGGGAUUAAGCUUAAGCAAUUGUAUCACCAGCUGGCCUAACCAACCAAAGAGCUUUUGUGCUUUUAUGUAUGGUUUUUGAAGUUAAACAUCAAAGUAGCAAGUACCAAUGUUU